AUGGCGGCUACUGCCCACACCAAGACAGUGCAGGAGGUGCUUGAGAUGUGUGCGGUUGACCCCAAGGUUGGAUUGUCGGAGCAGGAGGUUUUGAGCCGUAGAGAGAUCUUCGGUCUCAACAAGAUGCCGUCCAAGGAGAGGCUUCCCCUCUGGAAGAGAUUCGUCGCUCAGUUUGACGACAAGAUGGUCCACAUCCUCCUUGCGGCUGCUGGAAUCUCCAUCUUCUUCUCCUUCUUCGAUGCGCAACCGGACGAGCAUCCGUUCGUAGAACCUGCCGUCAUCCUCUCCAUCCUCAUCCUCAACGCCUGCAUCGGAGUCUGGCAGGCGAAGGUUCUGCGUGAGGGGAAGACGCGCAUUAUCGACGCUGCUGAGCUCGUGCCCGGGGAUGUGGUGGAGGUGGCAGUUGGCGACAAAGUUCCAGCAGACAUGCGCGUAGUGGAGAUGCAGUCGACGGCGUUGAAGGUGGAGCAGGCGGCGCUGACCGGAGAGGCAGCUAGUGUGAACAAGAACCCUUCCUUUCUCUCCCCCGCCAUCGACGACGAGCUCGCGCAGAAGGAGAACAUCAUGUUCGCUGCCACUGAUCUUGUCUACGGCAAGUGUCAAGGUGUUGUCAUCAAGACAGGUUCUCAGACUGAGAUCGGAAAGAUUGCUCAAGCCCUCACUGAGACCGAAGAUCAGGAAUCUCCCCUCAAGGAAAAGCUCGAUCAGUUCGGCGAGCUGCUAACAGAUGUGAUCAAGUGGAUCUGUCUCGCCUGCUGGCUGGUCAACGUUCCUCAGUUUAGCGCUAAGGGUCUAAUGCUUACGGGGCUGCGAGAAGUGACAUGGAAAGUCUGGCUGAAGGGAGCCAUGCACUUCUUCAAGAUCGCCGUGGUUUUGGCUGUUGCCGCAAUCCCUGAAGGACUUCCAGCAGUUGUUACCACCUGCCUGGCUCUCGGUACUGGUCGGAUGGCUCGUCGUAACGCGCUUGUGCGUCAUUUGCCUGCCGUAGAGACGCUCGGAUGCACCAGCAUCAUCUGCUCAGACAAGACCGGGACGUUGACGACGAAUCAGAUGUCUGUGCAGCGAGUGCUAGUGAUGGAGAAGGAAGGCUACAUGGAGCUGGAGGUCGAGGGCAUCACCUACGCUCCUACUGGUCGCGUUCUGCUCAAGAACAAAUCUGUCACUGCCGACGACUACAGGCAUGCUGCGAGUGAUGGAGUGGAGAAUUCCCUCAACGAGCUCAGCAAGAUUUCAUCUCUUUGCAACCAAGCAGGAAUCGUGAAGACACAAACUGGCACCUGGGAAAGAAUCGGCGAGAGCACUGAAGCGGCUCUGAAGGUCCUCACCGAGAAGCUCGGAGCCCAAGGAGCUCAGGGAAUGCAAGGAGACACUCCAGUCAACGACUACUGGAGCUCCAAAUAUGUCAAGCUGGCGACUCUUGAGUUCAACCGCGAGAGGAAGAGCAUGUCGGUCCUCGUAGCAAGUCCGGGAGAGGACAAGGUGCUGGACCGGAAGCUCUCGGCGUCAGACCCUCGCCUGCAGGACCCGAGCAAGUUUGAGGAGGUCGAGAGCGACCUGACGCUCGUGGGGCUGACUGGGAUCCUCGAUCCUCCCCGCGAGGAGGUCAAGGGAGCCAUCCAGGCAUGCAAGCGCGCGGGCAUCCGCGUCAUGGUCAUCACAGGAGACAACCCCAAGACUGCAGAGACGAUCUGCCGGAUGAUCGGAGUGCUGGAGGAGGGGGAGGCAGCGGAAGGCAAGAGCUUUACGGGCAAGCAGUGGUCGGCGAUGAGCCUGGAGGAGAAGAGGAAGGCGAUCAAGACGGCGAAGCUCUUCUCGCGCACCGAGCCCAUCCACAAGAAGGACAUCGUCGAGCUCCUGCAGGUGCCGGUGGAGGAGGGAGGACCCGGCGAGACAGCGGCGAUGACGGGCGAUGGAGUCAACGACGCUCCUGCCCUCAAGGCAGCGUCCAUCGGAGUGGCCAUGGGGAGCGGGACGUCGGUGGCGCAAGGAGCAGCGAAGAUGGUACUGGCUGAUGACAACUUCAUCAGCAUCGUCGGGGCUGUGGAGGAGGGUCGGGCGAUCUACGCCAACACCAAGGCGUUUAUCCGUUAUCUCAUCUCCUCCAACAUCGGCGAGGUCGUCUGCGUCUUCCUCUCCGUCCUCCUCGGCCUCCCCGAGGUUCUCAGCCCCGUCUCCCUCCUCUGGGUCAACCUCGUCACCGACGGGCUCCCUGCCACUGCUCUCUCCUUCAACCCCGCAGAGCCCGGCAUCAUGUCCCUCCCUCCUCGCAGGCGAGACGAGCAGCUUGUGGACGGCUGGAUGCUGACCCGGUACCUGCUGACGGGCAUCUACGUUGGAGUUGCGACGGUGUGGGGGUACGUGUGGUGGAUGUGCGUCAACGCUCAGGGACCGCGCAUGUCCUUCCGUCAGCUGCGAGGGAACAUGCAGUGCAUGCCGGGAACCAAGUUCGCCAACGGGUGA
This is a messenger RNA of Guillardia theta CCMP2712, 2460 nucleotides long. RefSeq lists its product as hypothetical. The transcript is spliced from 20 exons. Bases 1 to 2460 code for a protein of 819 amino acids. The record is from RefSeq and is a predicted model, not a curated record. Gene Ontology annotation, cellular component: membrane. NCBI's taxonomy places the organism in Eukaryota, Cryptophyceae, Pyrenomonadales, Geminigeraceae. Gene Ontology annotation, molecular function: P-type calcium transporter activity; ATP binding; ATP hydrolysis activity. Gene Ontology annotation, biological process: intracellular calcium ion homeostasis; calcium ion transmembrane transport.